AUGGGUGGCUACGGCAAAGCAAGCGGGAAGGGUGGCAAGGGCAUGAAGGGCAUGAAGGGUGGCAAGGGAAAAGGAAAGGCACCAAUCGAUGAUUGGGAAGACUUCCCCCCUAUGCCGAAGGGCAAAGGCAAGGGAAAGGGAAAGAUGGAACCCAAGGGAAAAGGGAAAGGCUCCAUGAAGGGAAAGGGCAAGGGAAAGCCGUCCUGGGACGACUAUGACUACGAGCCCCCAAUGAUGAGCAAAUCGAAGGGCAAGGGCAAGGCCUACGAUUACGACGAGUACUGGCCAGCACCUGCUCCGGCCAAGGGCAAAGGAAAGGGAAAAGGAAAAGGCUGGUCCGACUACCCAGAGCCCAAGGGCAAGGGUAAGGGCAAGGCCAAGGGAAAAGACAUGGACAUGAAAGGAAAAGGCAAAGGCAAAGGCAAAGGAAAGCCCAUGAUGUAUGAGUAUGAGGAGGAUUACAUGCCCAUGAAAGGAAAGGGCAAGGGUAAAGGAAAGGCCAAAGGCAAAGGCAAGAUGGCCAUGGACAUGGAGCCGCCUAGCAAAGGAAAGGCAAAGGGCAAGGGCAAGAAGGGCAAGGCCCCGCCAACGGAAGAGCCCAAGAAGGGCAAAGGCAAAGCCAAGGGCAAAGGAAAAGAACCCCCAAAAGGAAAAGGAAAGGGAAAGGGCAAGGGAAAGGGCAAGGGCAAGCGUUGA
Symbiodinium necroappetens is the source of this 696-nucleotide messenger RNA. The record is from the annotation of a GenBank genome assembly. Lineage: Eukaryota; Dinophyceae; Suessiales; Symbiodiniaceae.